AUGGUGCUCACCCAAUAUGAUCCUGGACGGCCAUUGAGACUAGCCUGUGACGCCUCACCGGUCGGAAUUGGGGUAGUUUUAUCCCACAUCAUUGAGGAUGGCUCAGAGCGACCCAUAGCCUUCACAUCACGUACCCUAACCAAAGCAGAAAGGAACUACUCCCAAAUUAAUAAAGAAGCCCUAGCCUUGGUUUGGGGAGUCAAGAAAUUCCACCUUUACCUGUUUGGUCGUCAUUUCACACUCGUGACAGAUCAUGAGCCCCUGACCUCAAUUUUUAAUCCUAAGAAAGGAAUACCAGAAAUGACAGUUGCUCGCUUGCAACGUUAUACGUUGUUUCUAGCAGGGUUUGAAUACAGUAUUGAGUACAAGAACACAACCCAACAUGGAAACGCGGAUGGAUUGUCACGCCUACCUCUAAAGAAAGCCUGUGACAAGGAAGUGGUUGACCCAGUGGAGAUUUUUCAAGUAUCCCAGAUAGAAGUGCUGCCAGUCAAUGCAGAUAUGACCCGUCAAGCAACUCAGAGAGAUCCAGUUUUGUCACGUGUGAUGGAAAACACAAAGCAAGGGUGGCCAACUGUUAGUGAGAAGGAGCUGGAGCCAUUUCAGAGGAGGAAAGAUGAGCUCACCAUACAGGAUGGCUGUCUUAUGUGGGGCUCACGAGUGAUAAUCCCACCCAAGCACCAGGCACAACUGUUAGCUGAGCUCCAUGAGGGCCACCUUGGAAUCGUUAUGAUGAAGGCCUUGGCCAGGAGCUACAUGUGGUGGCCAAGGAUGGACAAAGCAAUUGAAGAAGUAGCAAAGGGGUGCACUGGCUGUCAACUUACCCAGAACAACCCUAAGACCGCUCCACUCUACUCAUGGGAGUUGCCGGCACGACCAUGGCAACGCAUCCACAUUGACUUCACUGGCCCAUUCUUAGGAACUAUGUUUCUGAUUGUUGUAGAUGUACAUUCUAAAUGGCCCGAAGUGAUACCGAUGACCACUACAACUGCCAGCAGAACAAUUGAGGAACUAAGAAAGCUCUUUGCCACACACGGCUUGCCAGAACAGCUUGUAAGUGAUAAUGGACCUCAAUUCAUAGCAGAUGAAUUCGGAGAAUUCAUGCGAAGUAAUGGUAUUAGGCACAUUAAGUUAGCUCCGUACCACCCAGCCACAAAUGCAAUGACAUUCAAGCAAGCUCUCCGCGCAGCGCUGGCGGAAAAGAAAUCUAUCUCUUGGAAGCUGGCAAACUUUCUGCUGGCCUACAGAUCAACCCCACAUGCCUUGACUGGAGAGACACCAGCCGUGCUCCUCAUGGGGAGAAACAUCAGGACAAGGUUUAUACUGAAGCCUAACUUACGGAAGCGAGUGGAAGACAAGAUCAAGAUUUACGGUCAAUUCACAGCCCUACCAGAAAGCUAG
Molecule: messenger RNA, 1401 nt
Organism: Pocillopora verrucosa
Lineage: Eukaryota; Metazoa; Cnidaria; Anthozoa; Scleractinia; Pocilloporidae
Source: RefSeq, a predicted model, not a curated record